This is a messenger RNA of Arabidopsis thaliana (thale cress), 2254 nucleotides long. RefSeq names its product nuclear factor Y, subunit A3 (gene NF-YA3). NCBI's taxonomy places the organism in Eukaryota, Viridiplantae, Streptophyta, Magnoliopsida, Brassicales, Brassicaceae. The transcript is spliced from 6 exons. Bases 678 to 1700 code for a protein of 340 amino acids. Gene Ontology annotation, cellular component: nucleus; CCAAT-binding factor complex. The record is from RefSeq and is marked reviewed. Gene Ontology annotation, molecular function: DNA-binding transcription factor activity; DNA binding. Gene Ontology annotation, biological process: regulation of DNA-templated transcription.
CAAAAACAAAUAAAGGUAAAGUUCUUAACGGCUUUGUAGAGAUAGGAAUCAUUAAUUUUAGAGAAAAAAAAAUCUUGAAUUGUACGUUUACCUUUCCAGAAUUACAUUAUUUGUUGGCUUUUAAUUGUUAAUCAUUUUUGUUGUGUUUUUCCUCCAAAUUAUAAAAUUUAAAAACUGUGUCAGGGAAUUUAGGAAUCUAAUAUAGUUGGACGAUUUCGUAUUAAUAAAGAUUUUCAAAAAAAGAGUCUGCUCUAAUCGUUAUUUGGGGGUAAAUUGAUUCUAUAAGGUAGGGUUAGCCAGAGAGCCUUAUUCUGUGUUUUGGGUUAAAGUGAGACCAAAUAAAUUAAGAUAUUUAAAAUGAAUAAUUAAGAGCACUUAAGACAAUAAUUAACCCAGAAGGAGAAGCUGGUGUAGUGGUGGUUCUCAUGGCGAUGUUGGUUUCCCAGGAAAGGUAAAAGAGACGGAGACGAACCAAAACAAGGAAGAAAGAAGAAGAUCUUACAUACGAAGAUCACUCUCUGAUUCACUCUGAGAGACAAACUGGUUUACUUUGGUUCUGUUUGACAAAAGGAGACAUGCAAAAAUAAAUCUCUAUCCCUUGUUUUUCUUCUUCGCUUCAUCGAUUACUCAAAGAGGUUGUUGGUUGUGAGAAUAAUUAGCUUGUUAAGGAAGACGUUAUGAUGCAUCAGAUGUUGAAUAAGAAAGAUUCAGCUACUCAUUCCACUUUGCCAUACCUUAAUACUAGCAUCUCUUGGGGAGUGGUUCCAACUGAUUCCGUUGCUAAUCGUCGCGGUUCUGCUGAAUCACUAAGCUUGAAGGUUGAUUCAAGACCUGGGCAUAUACAAACUACAAAGCAAAUCAGUUUUCAGGACCAAGAUUCAUCUUCAACACAGUCCACUGGUCAAUCUUAUACUGAAGUUGCUAGUAGUGGUGAUGAUAAUCCUUCCAGACAAAUCUCCUUUUCGGCUAAAUCAGGAUCUGAAAUAACUCAACGGAAGGGGUUUGCAAGUAAUCCUAAACAAGGCUCGAUGACUGGAUUUCCGAAUAUUCACUUUGCUCCUGCACAGGCUAAUUUCUCAUUUCACUAUGCUGAUCCACAUUAUGGUGGUUUAUUAGCUGCAACUUACCUACCACAGGCACCAACAUGCAAUCCUCAAAUGGUGAGUAUGAUUCCUGGUCGUGUUCCUUUACCAGCAGAGCUCACAGAAACUGAUCCAGUCUUUGUCAAUGCGAAGCAAUACCACGCAAUUAUGAGGAGGAGACAGCAACGUGCUAAGCUUGAGGCUCAAAACAAACUAAUCAGAGCCCGUAAGCCCUAUCUUCAUGAGUCUCGACAUGUUCAUGCUCUUAAAAGGCCAAGAGGAUCUGGUGGAAGAUUCCUAAACACCAAAAAACUUCUUCAAGAAUCCGAACAGGCUGCUGCUAGAGAACAAGAACAGGACAAGUUAGGCCAACAGGUAAACAGAAAGACCAACAUGUCUAGAUUCGAAGCUCAUAUGCUGCAGAACAACAAAGACCGCAGCUCAACCACUUCUGGCUCAGACAUCACCUCUGUUUCCGACGGUGCUGAUAUCUUUGGACACACUGAAUUCCAGUUUUCAGGUUUCCCAACUCCGAUAAACCGAGCCAUGCUUGUUCAUGGUCAGUCUAAUGACAUGCAUGGAGGUGGAGACAUGCACCAUUUCUCUGUCCAUAUCUGAGACAGUGGAUCUUGGUGCUGUGUUCAUGUUCCCACCAAGAAGGGGAAGUCAUCCUUGGCUACUACUAGUUCUUUCGCUUGUUGUAACUUCAGUGUUUUUAUUUCAUAUUAUGUCUGUGUUAGACAUCACAAGAACGACCAAGAUCUUCACUUUGAAACACUCUAUUACCUUUUCAUCUUCUGUUACCAUGGAUCUCUUGUCUAAACUAGUGAUAUGAUUCUUCUGAUAAACUUUCAAUUCCUCUUUUGUUUUUUUCAGGAUUUAUAUAUGUUUGUUUUUGCUUCAUUUGUGUCGGCAAUGAAGAAGUCUCCUUAUUCUGUUUGAAAAUGGCGAAGAAAAAUACAGAUUCUGGUUCCACUCCAUUGAUUUCUGUGAAGAGACACAUUCGGAUUCUUGAAGUAUUUUACAAUUUAGUUGACAAUGUUUAAGAAAACAUUUAAUGAAGAAUCCAGUAUAUAUUAGAUUAUGUCUUAUUCUUGAUACACUUCUUAUAAAUAAAGUAAAAAAGGUUGAAAGAUUCUACUUUGAGUCUCAUUUUAUCUGUCUGAGAAGAU